GAUUGCCUUAUUGGGAUCCCGAAUGAUUGAUUUCUGAUCGUUCUAUUUGAAUUUCAAUUUCUGAUAAAUUAGAAUUAUGUUGUUGUUCUUGUUGGGACGACUGAUUCGGCUACGAUAAUUCAGUUGUUGUUUUGCUGUAAAAAAACUCCUAAGAGAUUUUUGGUGUUGCUUUAACAAAGCUAUUUUGUCUAGACUUGUGUAGAUUUUUGCUCACAAACCAAUUAAACUUAACAUUUAGCGGUCUUACUAGCAGUGUCAGUGUCUGAGUAGACUAGUUCUCGGAAAACAUGGCAUUGGCAUUGGCUCUCCGCUUUCGCUCUGUGGUCGGAAAGUUGGGGGCGUGCACUGGUGCUCCUGCUGCCACUAGUACUAGUGCUAGGCCAUCUCCAGCGUCGGCAAUACUCAACAACUUGUCCCACUACAACAUUAAUCAACUCCAGCAGCUGGACGACCUGUUUUCACGUCCGUCUACUUAUAUUCCUAAGACUAAGAAACAGAAAAAACAAUACCACGAAAUAAGUGACUGGCGCUCAUCAUCAUGUCCCAUUGUUGACAGAGGUAGAUCGCAUACUAAGCGCCGUCUUAAAACUCCGCCUGCUCUUUUCGCUGUGAAAGAGUUCAACAAGCAAAAGGGUGCCCGACUGCAAUUUGCAAGGGGGAUAAGGGAAAGUGUGCAGUUUCUUGCCGGCUGUCUCAACCAUUUUAUAACAUUGGAGGCCGUUGAUGCUGGCACGCCCAAGGUUUAUCAAGCAAUCGUUGCGGAGGCAGGCACAAUGGAGCUUAGAUUCUUUGGUCUUCUUCUUGCUGAUGGGAGGUUUUUAAAACUAAUUGAUAACAGACAUACAAUCCCAAUGAACCCACGUACAAGAACUCCAAUUGAUACCAGAGUAGGUACACCUGGGCAAAAGUUCCGCUAAAGACAAGCAGAUGCUUGUUGGAGGAUGAAAUGUUGAACACCUUGCGCGCGUUGCCUCUCCAAAAGUAUUAAGUUCCGGAAUUUGUUAUUUUGUUGCCAUCGUAUUUAUUCUUUUCUUGAAAACAAUAAAAGUCAAAACUUGUUUGGAUUUAA
This is a messenger RNA of Pyrus x bretschneideri (Chinese white pear), 1069 nucleotides long. RefSeq lists its product as uncharacterized. NCBI's taxonomy places the organism in Eukaryota, Viridiplantae, Streptophyta, Magnoliopsida, Rosales, Rosaceae. The coding region runs from base 288 to 917 and encodes 209 amino acids. The transcript is spliced from 3 exons. The record is from RefSeq and is a predicted model, not a curated record.